CCUGCGAAAGCAUGGGAGAAGGGAGCAACCUACCACCUGGUUUCCAGUUCUUCCCCUCCGACGAAGAGCUGGUCGUCCAUUUCCUCCGUCCCAAGGCCGCGCACCUUCCUUGCUAUCCCGACAUCAUCCCCACGAUCGAUCUCCACCACUGCGACCCGUGGGACCUCGAUGGUAAAGCUCUUCAAGGAGGAAACCGCCAUUGGUACUUCUUCACCCGCAGAAGCCAGAACAGGGCAACAGCUAACGGAUACUGGCAUGCUGUCAGCACCGACGAGACCGUGACUAGCAAUCACACGCCUGUUGGUAUAAAGAAGACUCUCAGGUACUAUCUUGGCGAAGCACCUGAGGGCAUCAAGACCAAUUGGUUGAUGCACGAGUACCAUCUACCCGACGCUGGUCUUGGUAGUAGCAGCAGCAGCAAUGGUGGCAGCACCAGCAGCAGCAACAGUAGCAGAAGGAAGAGAGGAGGUCAACCGACAAGAACAGAAUCGAACAAAUGGGUCGUUUGCCGAGUUCAUGAGUCGGCCGGGGGUUCACAGUCGAGCUUCCACGACGACGGGUCAGAGCUUUCCUGCCUGGAUGAGGUGUUCUUGUCCUUGGAUGAUCUUGAUGACAUAAGCUUGCCAAACUGAGGCCUCAUCUGCAGGUCCAGUCGAAGAGUAAUUCUCUAACAGUGUAAUUAAGAUCCCUCGGUGCUCUUCUCAUGUUCAUCCUCAAUAAGUAAACUAGGCUAAGUCAAGCGAGCUGUAUGCUGUCCUUAUUGCAAUAUACUUAGG
Musa acuminata subsp. malaccensis (wild Malaysian banana) is the source of this 776-nucleotide messenger RNA. RefSeq names its product NAC domain-containing protein 104. Gene Ontology annotation, biological process: regulation of DNA-templated transcription; system development. Lineage: Eukaryota; Viridiplantae; Streptophyta; Magnoliopsida; Zingiberales; Musaceae. Gene Ontology annotation, molecular function: DNA binding. The record is from RefSeq and is a predicted model, not a curated record.